AUGUACUUUGAAUAAGAAUGUCGAAAAUUUUUGAGACCUCGUAGAUUAGAAUAUCAAAUUUUUGAUUUGGGUCCUGAAAGACUCCCACUUACAAAUGGAACACUAUUCAAACACGAAAUUAGUAUUAUAAAUCGUUAGGGUCAUCAAUUAAAGUGCUCUUUUUUUGAGAUUAAUCCAAUUAGUGAUUGUUGCAUAAUCUAUUGCCAUGGUUUUAACGGUUGUCGUGUAGAAGGUGUCAAAUAUGCCCAUGUUGCUGCUCAAUAUAAUCUAAACUUUUGCACCUUUGAUUUUCAAGGAUGUGGCCAUAGUUAAGGAGAUCUCAUCACCUUUGGUUAUUUAGAACAGAAUGACAUCACAUGUAUCAUUUUGGACAUCAAGAAAAGAUUCUAAUAAAAUUAAUUCAUCUUAUGGGGAAGAUCAUUGGGAGCGACUACCAUCCAAUUGAAGAAAUAACCAUAUGUAAGUGGUUACGUACUGGAUUCUUGUUUCACCGAUCUCAACAAGGCUUGUGUGAGAAUGAUGUAAAAAUCCACUUCCCUACCAAAGCUAAUCAUCAAAAGUGUUCUAUAUCUUUUGAAAGGGAAAAUCGAAUCACAAGGCAAUUUUAAGUUUGAUGAUAUCAAGAUACAAAGGGCUGACUCCAGUGUUCCAACUCUCUACAUUUGUAGUGAUUAAGAUACAUUGAUCAAAUCCAAAAAUACUAUUGGAUUAUACUAGUAGCACAAUGGUUUAAGAGACCUCAUCAAAAUCUAAGGAGAACACAAUGAUUCCAGAUCUCUCGAGUUGAUUAACCAAAUCUGUUGUUGGUGCAAAGAACGAUUCCAAAUCAAUCGUCAAUACUCCUGUCAUGAAACCUCCCCAUUAGAAAUUCGAAAAAAAUAUCAGCAUUUAGCGGGGAGAAACAGUCUAAUUCGUACUCCUUCAGAUAUCAUAAACAAGUAUGAUUUAAACAGAUAAAAUCUCAAUCAUUGUUAGACCUAAUCUACUUCAGUGCUCAAAUACAAUAAUCAACACAUCAUCCAACCAAAAAAAUUAUACUUUCAAGAAUCUCCUUAAAAAAUUAUUGGCUCAUAGGCCAAAAUCUUAAAAUAAUAAAUGAGUUAGGAAAUAGGGCACAACAAUAAGUUUAUUCGCAAACCCAUAUUUGAUUGA
Messenger RNA from Paramecium tetraurelia, 1152 nucleotides. RefSeq lists its product as uncharacterized. The transcript is spliced from 4 exons. The record is from RefSeq and is a predicted model, not a curated record. NCBI's taxonomy places the organism in Eukaryota, Ciliophora, Oligohymenophorea, Peniculida, Parameciidae.